GUAAAAAUGAAAGAAGAAAUACCACCUUACGUAUUAAUAGGAAGUAAAAGGUUACCACAUUUCAGAUCUUUAUCAAGUGAUCAGCAGCUUAUAAUAUAUGAAAAAAAUCAUAAAGUGGAAAAAGUUUGUGAUGAAUACCUAAUUUAAAAGCUAGAAAGAUUAUCAAUAAAGAAUGAAAAAAUUUAAGAUGAUGAGAAUGAUCAAUUUAAGUUUAGCAUUGCAAAGUCUUUACUUCUAAAUACUUAAACAAGAUAUUUUUAAGGAGAUUUAUUUAGUUUUUGUUAUCUAUGUAAGAAAACAGGACAUGUAUAAAAAUAGUGCAUUUCUUAAAAUCAAGAAUUCUGUAUCUUUUGUUUAAAAGAUGAUCAUUAUUCACAUCAUUGUAAAUAAUUGGCUUGCUUUAAAUGUCAUCUAAAAGGACAUAGGAAAGCAGAAUGUAGAACUAAAAUAUAAGUAAAUUACAGACCUAUAUUAUCCUCUAUAAAAAACUAUGAUUAAAUCUAAUGUUUAAAUUGUUUGUAAAUAGGACAUGUUACUUGUGAAUUAAAUUUAGGUAUUGACUUAGUUUAUUGA
Paramecium sonneborni is the source of this 573-nucleotide messenger RNA. The record is from the annotation of a GenBank genome assembly. NCBI's taxonomy places the organism in Eukaryota, Ciliophora, Oligohymenophorea, Peniculida, Parameciidae.